Messenger RNA from Musa acuminata AAA Group (dessert banana), 1771 nucleotides. RefSeq names its product COP9 signalosome complex subunit 1. The record is from RefSeq and is a predicted model, not a curated record. Gene Ontology annotation, cellular component: COP9 signalosome. Bases 115 to 1554 code for a protein of 479 amino acids. Lineage: Eukaryota; Viridiplantae; Streptophyta; Magnoliopsida; Zingiberales; Musaceae. The transcript is spliced from 5 exons.
CGCUGGUGUUCUCAUCAUCCAUCCAUCCAUAGCGGCCCACAUCGAGGCUGCUAGGGUUUUGCGAAGCGAUCCCUUACGCCUCGGAUCUGAGAAGGGGAAGCGAAGGCACGGGCCAUGGACGGCGGCGACGAGGGCGUCGUCGUGGCUCCAAUGGGCGACGAAUCUAUGUGCUCCAACGGCGGCGCCGUGGACGAUCCGCGCCGGCCGCCGGCGAGUUCAGGCAAGGCGGCCGCAGGCGGCGGUGAGCAGAUGGACCUGGAGGUUUACGUUGCGCUCUACACAGGUCGGACCAGGGUGUCGCGGUUGCUCUUCAUCGCCGAGCGGUGCGGCAACGAGGGGAUGCAGCUGGAGGCCCUCCGCAUGGCCCACGACGAGAUCAAGAAGGGGGAGGAUUCGCACCUCUACCGGGAGGUCAUUGCCAAGAUCGGCGGCCGGCUCGGUCCGCUGUAUGCCCUCGACCAGACGUGGGUGGACAUGGUCGAUCGCCGCGCCGAGGCGCGCAAGGAGAAGCUCGAGAACGAGCUCAAUUCCUAUAAGACAAAUUUGAUCAAAGAAAGCAUCAGAAUGGGUUUCAAUGAUUUGGCAGAUUUUUUCUAUGCCCAUGGUCAACUUGGUGAUGCCUUCAAGAAUUAUGUCCGCACUCGUGACUACUGCACUAGUUCAAAACACAUAAGCCAGAUGUGUUUAAAUGUUAUCCUGGUCAGCAUUGAGUUGGGCCAAUUCAUGCAUGUAUCCAAUUAUGUAAGCAAAGCAGAGCAAGCACCAGAGCAGGCGGACCCUAUAACCCAUUCAAAACUACGAUGUGCUGCUGGGUUGGCUUACAUGGAAACAAAAAAAUAUAAGCUCGCCGCUCGUAAGUUUUUGGAAACAGGACCUGAACUGGGUAACAAUUAUACAGAUGUGAUAGCACAACAAGAUGUUGCUACAUAUGGAGGACUUUGUGCACUUGCUUCUUUUGAUCGGACAGAGCUAAAGGUCUCUUUUAUGCCAGUAAUCUUUUCUCCCACCUUGGAGUUCCACUCAAUGUAUACUAACUACUAUUCUUUUCUUUGCCAGAACAAAGUCAUUGACAACAUUAACUUCAGAAAUUUUUUAGAGUUGGUGCCUGAAGUUAGAGAACUUAUUAAUGACUUCUAUGCAAGUCGCUAUGCCUCAUGCUUGGAGUAUCUUGAGAACCUCAAACCGAAUCUACUGCUGGAUAUCCAUUUGCAUGAUCAUGUUGAAACACUUUACAUUGAUAUUCGGCACAAAGCCAUCAUUCAGUAUACGCAUCCGUUCAUUUCUGUUGAUUUACACACAAUGGCCGGUGCCUUCAAAACUAGUGUUGCUGGGUUAGAGAAAGAACUUGAAGCUUUAAUCACCGAUGACAAAAUUCAAGCUCGAAUAGAUUCUCACAACAAAAUUCUUUACGCAAGGCAUGCUGAUCAAAGAAAUGCUACCUUCCAGCGUGUCCUACAAACUGGUGUGGAAUUCGAGAGAGACGUAAGGUCCAUGUUGAUGAGAGCCAAUUUGAUUAAACAAGAAAGCAUACUCAGGGCAGCAAGGAAACUUUGAAGUUGAAUGGUGAUUUCGUAGGUGGGAGGCUUUAGAUUUGCACCUGAUGUGAAUGAAAGAUGAUGUUUUUUUUCCUCCUUUUUUUGCAUUUCGACAUCAAGUCCAUGAUUAAUUUUGGGGCAUCUACAUGUACUUGCAGAGCAGGGACCUGCGUUAUGUUUUUGUAUAUACUUGGAGGAAGAAAAUUAUCCACAGACAGCCAAAUUCAUGUUUAACA